Messenger RNA from Daphnia carinata, 813 nucleotides. RefSeq lists its product as uncharacterized. NCBI's taxonomy places the organism in Eukaryota, Metazoa, Arthropoda, Branchiopoda, Diplostraca, Daphniidae. The transcript is spliced from 3 exons. Bases 291 to 626 code for a protein of 111 amino acids. The record is from RefSeq and is a predicted model, not a curated record.
AUCAUUGAAAUGAUAUCAAACAGGUAUUGGCCUUGUGUUUAACAACUUUGGUAGCCUCGGCUCCAUCAGAUGUUAGGCCGUUAACAGUUGACACUGACAAAGCCGAAGCUCGUGAUGUUCAAGACGCAGUCAAACCAGCAAACCCAGCGUGGGGCUAUUUCACGACCCACACAUUGGACGGAAAGUCGGGAUACACGGCAACAUACAAAGAUGGCGCAAAACAAUCGCCUGCGCCAUUCAAUCCAUUGCCAUUCAACCCCUUCGCAUUUCAACCGUAUGCUACACCGGCCAUGCCCAGCUUGCGAUAUUACCCCGCUUAUUACCCUGGCUAUCCUAAAGUGAAUUACGGAUUUGGCGGCCAAUACGAAACGAGAUCCGACGAACUAACGGCCGAGGAGUACGAAGAGGCUUUGCGUCUUUUUGGUAUUUUUGGCAACAACGCUGCAAACACGGCUCCAUCUGGAACUGCCCCAGCCACGGCCCCAGCCACGGCCCCAGCCACGACACCGGCCACGACACCGGCACCGAAUCCCAUGACGGCUGUGAUCAACAAACUCAUUACCAUGAAUACCAUGGGCAUCGUGAAAUUGAUGAUGGCCAACGCUGUUAUGAUGAUGGCGGGUUAACAAUUUUUUGGUAUUUAAUAAUACUUCCAAGAGCAAACAACAACAAACAACGACAUCUCAUUUAGAUUUGAUUUUCUCCAAGAGGCAAGUUGAUUUCUAAACGUGUCUCAAGUUGCGGUUAUUUGUUGAUUAUUUAAAAAGGGAAUUGGAAAUAAAUAACUCUUAUCGGGUUGCAUGGUUAGCGAAG